AUUUGCUCUCUCUCUCUCUCUCAACCAUUUUUGCCCUUUUAUUUGUCAGUCCACACUCCACUUCUCCCCUCACUCCCUCUCUCUCUAGAAUCUCGGUGAUCUUCUCUCUUCAGUCGCGGCGGCGUCUGCGAAGCUUUCUUUAUCUGGCAAUGGACCCACCCGAGCAUAAUGGGAAUGGGGCUCCACUCGAGCAUGAUGGUAAUGGGGCUCCACCCGAGCAUGGUGGUAAUGGGGCUCCGGAAGCUCUGCCCGCUCCUCCUCCAGUUCCUCCAAAUGUUACUCCUUUAAAAGUUCAACCAGAACCAGAAUCUAAAAAGGUUGUGAGGGUCCCAAUGGCUAGACGUGGCCCUGGAACAAGAGGAAAUAGGGUCCCUAUCCUGACAAAUCAUUUCAAAGUGAAUGUGGCCAGUGUUGAUGGGCACUUUUUUCACUACAGUGUUGCCCUUUUUUACGAGGAUGGUCGCCCUGUCGAUGGCAAGGGCGUUGGUAGGAAAGUGCUUGAUCGGGUUCGUGCGACAUAUGAGACCGAGUUGGCAGGCAAGGAGUUUGCUUAUGAUGGAGAGAAAAGUUUGUUCACUGUUGGUUCGCUUCCACGUAAUAAGCUAGAGUUCACUGUUGUGCUUGAGGAUGUUACAUCGAGUAGGAACAAUGGCAAUUCCAGCCCUGGAAAUGAAAGUGAUAGGAAAAGGUUAAGACGUCCAUACCAAUCCAAAACAUUCAAAGUAGAGAUCAGCUUUGCUGCUAAGAUUCCUAUGCAGGCGAUUGCAAAUGCUUUACGUGGCCAAGAAUCUGAGAACUCUCAGGAAGCAUUACGUGUUUUAGAUAUCAUAUUAAGGCAGCAUGCAGCAAGGCAGGGAUGCUUGCUGGUUCGUCAAUCUUUCUUCCAUAAUGAUGCACAGAAUUUUACUGAUGUUGGGGGUGGUAUUCUUGGUUGCCGAGGAUUCCAUUCCAGCUUUAGAACCACCCAAAGUGGCUUGUCUUUAAAUAUCGAUGUUUCCACGACCAUGAUUAUCCAGCCAGGGGGUGUUGCUGACUUUCUGUGUGCCAAUCAAAAUGUGAGAGAUCCGUUCUCAGUUGAUUGGGCAAAGGCCAAACGCACUCUUAAGAAUUUGAGGAUUACAACAAGUCCAACAAACCAAGAGUACAAAAUAACUGGGUUAAGUGAAAUGCCUUGCCGGGAACAACGGUUCACACUAAAGCAGAAAAACAAUGAUGGCGGCUGUGAUGGUCAAGAAAAAGAAGUGACUGUCUAUGAUUACUUUGUUAACCAUAGGAAAAUCGAUUUGCGAUAUUCUGCAGACUUACCUUGCAUUAACGUCGGAAAGCCUAAGCGACCAACUUAUGUACCGAUUGAGCUAUGUUCUCUAGUCUCUUUGCAACGUUACACAAAAGCUCUAUCAACAUUCCAGCGAUCCUCCUUGGUGGAGAAAUCACGACAGAAACCGCAAGAAAGGAUGUUGGUUCUGAGUAAUGCUUUGAAAAUUAAUAACUAUGGUGCUGAGCCUAUGCUUCGUGCUUGUGGUGUUUCAAUCAAUAAUAGCUUUACUCAGGUUGAAGGCCGUGUUCUGCCAACCCCCAAGCUCAAAGUUGGUAAUGGUGAAGAUUUGUUUGUUCGUAAUGGGAGAUGGAACUUUAACAAUAAGAAAUUUGCUAAUCCAUGUAAGAUAGAUCGUUGGGCUGUUGUAAACUUCUCUGCCCGCUGUGAUAUACGUGGCCUGCUUAGAGAUCUAAAGAAAGUUGGUGAAGCAAAAGGAGUAGCUGUAGAUGAACCCUUUGAUGUGUUUGAAGAAAAUCAGCAGUAUCGUCGAGCACCGCCCUUGAUUAGAGUGGAGAAAAUGUUUGAAGAGGUGCAGUCAAAGCUUCCUGGCCCACCUAGGUUUCUGCUUUGUUUGCUUCCAGAGCGAAAAAACUGUGACAUUUAUGGCCCUUGGAAACGUAAAAACUUAUCUGAUUUUGGAGUUGUUACACAAUGCUUGGCUCCAACACGAGUGAAUGAUCAAUAUCUGACAAAUUUGCUGCUAAAGAUCAAUGCCAAGCUCGGUGGUGUGAGCUCAAUGCUAGCAGGUGAGUUGCCGGCUACAAUUCCAGUGGUAUCAAAGGUCCCCACACUUAUUCUUGGCAUGGACGUGUCUCACGGCUCACCUGGACAGUCGGACAUUCCAUCAAUUGCUGCGGUGGUUAGCUCAAGACAGUGGCCAUCAAUUUGUCGUUAUAGAGCAGCUGUUCGAACUCAAUCUCCGAAACUUGAAAUGAUGGAUUCUCUGUACAAACGGGUGUCAGAAACUGAAGAUGAUGGCAUUAUGCGUGAACUUCUUGUGGAUUUCUAUACUAGUUCUGGGAAAAGGAAGCCAGACCAGAUAAUUAUUUUCAGAGAUGGAGUGAGUGAAUCUCAGUUUAAUCAGGUUCUGAAUAUUGAACUAAAUCAGAUUAUAGAGGCGUGCAAGUUCCUCGAUCCGAACUGGUCUCCCAAAUUUGUGGUUAUUAUUGCACAGAAAAAUCACCAUACAAAAUUCUUUCAGCCGAACUCUCCUGAAAAUGUGCAGGCUGGGACAAUAAUUGACAAUAAAGUUUGCCAUCCCAAGAACAAUGACUUUUACCUGUGUGCACAUGCAGGGAUGAUUGGGACAACGAGACCAACACACUAUCAUGUCCUUCUGGAUGAGGUUGGCUUCUCCCCCGAUGAGCUGCAGGAGCUUGUCCACUCGCUGUCCUAUGUGUACCAGCGCAGCACCACUGCAAUAUCUGUUGUUGCCCCUAUAUGCUACGCUCACUUAGCAGCGACCCAGUUGGGGCAGUGGAUGAAGUUCGAAGAUGCAUCAGAGACAUCAUCUAGCCACAACGGGUCCGGGCCAGGAGCUGCUCCCCCGGUUCCUCCGAUGCCUAAGCUAAAUGAAAGUGUUCGUAACUCCAUGUUCUUCUGUUAGGUCGUUCUCUACUUGUCUAGCUUUUGGUUCGAUAUUGCUCUUUGCCCAUGACUUGUGUUAUGUUUUCAUAUUUGAGCCCAGAACUCGUUGAUAUUAGGUCGUUUGGCCCUCCCUUGGCAAUGCUUUUGAUUUUGUGUUGCAGUGUUUUUGUCUUUUGCAAGGAUGCAACCACUUUGUCAAAUGUUGGGUUUAUGUCUAUAAAUUAAGGCAUUAUAUUUAAGUUUA
Molecule: messenger RNA, 3149 nt
Organism: Salvia miltiorrhiza (redroot sage)
Lineage: Eukaryota; Viridiplantae; Streptophyta; Magnoliopsida; Lamiales; Lamiaceae
Product: protein argonaute 4-like
Biological process (GO): regulatory ncRNA-mediated post-transcriptional gene silencing
Cellular component (GO): cytoplasm
Molecular function (GO): protein binding; RNA binding
Source: RefSeq, a predicted model, not a curated record